This is a messenger RNA of Acanthaster planci (crown-of-thorns starfish), 3109 nucleotides long. RefSeq lists its product as uncharacterized. Gene Ontology annotation, molecular function: mRNA binding; histone pre-mRNA stem-loop binding. Lineage: Eukaryota; Metazoa; Echinodermata; Asteroidea; Valvatida; Acanthasteridae. The record is from RefSeq and is a predicted model, not a curated record. Gene Ontology annotation, biological process: mRNA 3'-end processing by stem-loop binding and cleavage; mRNA transport. Gene Ontology annotation, cellular component: cytoplasm; histone pre-mRNA 3'end processing complex.
GCGCGAAAUCUAAAAUAACAUUGUCCCCGUUUUUGUGGUGCUCGCAAGAGGCAUUUCGUUCCUCCCCGUCCCCCUUCUAUUCCAUAAUUUUAGCUUUAUUUAUUGCACUUCAUUUCUCGAAAAUUGUAGAAUAUGGCCUCCGUAAAAAGUAGAAACCACAGAGGCAGAAAAGAUGAAGAUCAUGACUUUCGGAACUGGCGAUCGCCUCAUCACAAAUCGAGUGUAGCAGAUCAUUCUCGUUACGGCGGCGGCAGAAGAGACCAAAAGUCAAACCAAGACAUGUCGCGAGAACAUGGCGGUAUAGACAGAAAUGGCAGCCACAGAACAAGAUAUCGACAUGACAGAGAAAGCAAACAUCAUCGUUGGUCGAGUGACAGACGGGUUGAACUGCGGAGCAGAAAGCCUGAUGUUUUCAGCAGCGUCGAGUUUCCUCCCCUCGGGGCAAAGGAAACUCCUAGCACUAGUAGUAACACAUGGUACACACCAGACCCUGUCAGAUUGACCAGCCAACGUCACAGCAGCUCAUCCAGCACGGAUUGGGCCACACAGAUCGAACAAUUUGAGAAGGACAAGGAGCGGGCACUGCGGGACAUGAUGCGCUACAAGCGACGACUGCUCAUGUCCGAGUCCAGCGACGGCAGCAACGAGGAUCAGGAGAACCUAAAGAUCAACACGAAUGCUGAGCCGAAGAAGGAGUAUGAGACCGACGAAACUGUCAUCAUUCGCCGCCAAAAGCAGAUCGACCUGGGCAAGAACACUCUUGGUUAUGACAACUAUUUACGACUAGUUCCAAAAUAUAAGCGAGUGAAGAACAAGCACAUUUCGACUCCCAACAAGUUCCAGAAAUGCAGCCGACGAGCCUGGGAUGGACUGAUAAAACUGUGGCGCCGAAAACUCCACGAGUACGACCCUGAGGGCACCUACAAACCUGAGAGAGUUGCUAGGAAGGAACUGCAUUUCUCUGACUCCACCUCUGAAACACCCUCCGAAGCUUCCUCAGAGCAAGACCCAACGAUGGAUGUUGAGCUCAACAGCUCCGUAUCAUCUGCCAUCAGUGACUACCUGGCCAGUAACGAGAGCAGUCGCCCCGACACCCCCGACAACGCCAGCCGGCCCGAAACACCGACGACUGAGCUGAAGGGUCUGACGGUCAGCGAUCAGAUGAACGGCAACUACCGGACAGAAGAUCUGGCGAUAAGUAAGGUCAUCUCGCAGAGCACAGAUGCCGCUACCCCAAAUGCAACGCAGACCCCUAGCGUGACCCCGGCUGACCACGAAGUUGAAGGUCAGGGCCUCAUCCACACGAUGCAGGUCAACCCAAGCGACCUCAUCGCUGCUCUGCGCCAAGCCGCGGGGGCAGCUCAACCUCUAACCCAGCUGACCAUCAACCCUCACAUGUACAUUCCCCCACAGCAGACCUCUAACCUCAAGUCCCACUCCAUUGCCGAUGUGCCCAUCCAUUCAUUCCACUGUUCCCAUGACGACAAUGCCAACAGAAAGUUGCAAGAAGGGGGAAGGAAGGAAGGGGAUAUUUUCGACCAUUUCGAUCUAGACGAGUGCUUCAUGAAGGACAGCGACGUUAUUGCAUAGGGCAUUGGUGAGUUCAGUGAACUAAAACCGAUCGAGCGCUCUACCCUGCUCGGUCUUUUUGUUUUUGCCAGUGGCCAGAACGGAGGAGAAAUACCUCCACAAUACUCAUGGUCAUACAGUCAAAAAGGCCACGGGAAGUGCUUACUUUACUUCUCACAGAACGCCAUUUCGAUACAAACCUGUGUUGUGACUUACCUCAAGUAGUAGGUAACUGUGACUGGCUGCUUGUUGAAGACCAUGGCCUGUGGACUUACAGUACUACAUAAUUGGGAACAUUUCACAGACUUUUCUGCUUUGGGCUAAAACUUAACUUUACAUCUACACAAAAACAAAUGCUUUGAAUAUCACAUUUCAUAAUUUUUAAAUGACUGAAAGUUUUAACAAGAAGAGAUUUGAAGUUUUUUAAAUAAUUUUUUAUCCACAACAAAUGUGGCUCAUUAAACUUUUUAAUUUUGUUUUUUUUUUAAUCAGUAGUUCUGAAAAAACUAGUUUACGAAGUUGGUACAACUAAUAUAUUUUGGAUAAUCGUACCCUUUGGGUUGAUCUUUGCAUGUUUGGAAAAAUGUACAGUUUUGGGUCUAGUUUAUCUCUUUACCACAGAUCAAAUAUUUCCGUUGUAACAUUUGAUAUUCUGUGUUCUUGUAACUUCAUUAGCAUUGAAACUUUAGCAUGUGUACUUGUAGCUGAAUGAAAGGUCUAAAGAUUUCUGUUACGUCCAAAGAGGAUUUCGAGAGAUUUGAGGCAGGGGCCAUGCUUGGAUUUUAUUUUAUUUUAAAUUUUACAUGUACCGUAAAAAAAAUUUCUUAACACCAUCAUGACCAGUUACAAUGGGCCCGCUGGUAUGUUUGCUUACUUAUCAGACAGUGUUGAAGUGUAUUUAUUUCGAGAUAAAGGUGUAAAAAAAAACAGCAUGGGUAAAUAGGAGAUCAAAACAGAAGCGUUCAGUACCUUUGACAUCCUGGGUCAGAGGUCACACCUCAAACUCAACAACUUAGAUAUCAUGCAAUGAGUUCUUACGGUGGACCAAGUACUAAAAAGUCCUAAUGAGGAAAAAUAACUUCACAAUCAAAAGCUAACGGUACAAAAACUUGGACACGUAGAUGUGAAGACACCAAAAUGUAAAUACUGAAGAAAAAUUCCAGAAAUCUUUUAAAAACCAUUGUACAGUUUACCACCCAUCUGUCCUGCUAUUUAUCUUCUGAAUGCCAAACUUAAGUUUUUUCAACGUAUUCCCCCCCCCAAAUUAAUGUUGUAAGAUUCAAACACUUUUAAAGUUGUAAACUGCUCUUUCAAAAAAUAACAGCCUUUCACUUAAAUAAUUUAACAAAGUUGAUAAUUUACAUGUAUAUCCAGUGAUAAGGAGGGCACAGCUGCGAUGACUAUCCCUAUAAAAAGCAUUUCUUUUCAUGAUUUUAUUUUCCAUGAUUUACAUGAGCGUUAGAUGGAAAAUUAAGAGAUGUACAAAUUGUGGUUUCUAAAAACAAUGUUACAUCAGACUAGGUUCUUUCUUGCUGUUAGU